AUGGAGGCCAUUUCUCACCAGCUUUUCCCAUUCUCUCGUUCUUUCCCAGAAAGCCUGCUGGACGUGGUCAGCUCAGCCCGGGACUGCUUGCAGGCGGGAGAAUCCUGCACCAACGACCCCAGCUGCAGCUCCAAAUUCCGGACCCUCCGGCAAUGCAUCGCCGGCAACGGCGCCAACAAGCUCGGGCCGGAUGCCAAGAGCCAGUGCCGGAACACAGUGACGGCUCUCCUUUCCAGCCAGCUCUACGGCUGCAAGUGCAAAAGAGGGAUGAAGAAGGAGAAACAGUGCCUCAGCGUCUACUGGAGCAUCCACCACACCUUGAUGGAAGGUAUGAAUGUGAUGGAGAGCUCUCCUUAUGAACCUUUCGUGCGAGGGCUUGACUACGUCCGGCUGGCUUCUAUCACCGCAGGUUCCGAGAACGAGGUGACGCAGGUGAACCGCUGCCUGGACGCCGCCAAGGCCUGCAACGUGGAUGAGAUGUGCCAGCGGCUCCGGACGGAAUACGUCUCUUUCUGCAUUCGGCGCAUGCCCCGGUCGGACACCUGCAACCGCUCCAAGUGCCACAAGGCCUUGCGGAAGUUCUUUGACCGCGUGCCCCCUGAAUACACCCACGAGCUCCUCUUCUGCCCCUGCGACGACACGGCCUGCGCUGAGCGGCGCCGGCAGACCAUCGUGCCCACCUGCUCUUACGAAGCCAAGGAAAAGCCCAACUGCUUGGCCCCACUGGAUGCAUGCCGGGGAAACUAUGUUUGCAGAUCCCGAUACGCCGAGUUCCAGUUCAACUGUCAGCCGUCUACGCAGUCCACGACGGGAUGCCGGAGAGAGAACUUUGCAGCCUGCCUCCUGGCCUACACGGGAAUCAUCGGUAGUCCCAUCACCCCAAACUACAUCGAUAACUCCACCUCUAGCAUCGCACCUUGGUGCACCUGCAACACCAGCGGCAACAGGCAGGAAGAGUGCGAGAGCUUCCUACAUCUCUUCACCGAAAACACCUGCCUGCAAAAUGCCAUCCAGGCCUUCGGCAACGGAACACACCUGAGCUCAGCCCCAGGCCCGUCCACCCCGCCGCCGACGCAGCUGCGCAAACAGGAGCGCAACGCCAACAAAGCCGCCGCCACCCUCCGGGAGAACAUCUUUGAACAGCUCCAGCCCACCAAGGCAUCUGCUGAGGAGAAACUUCCGGGAGGUGCUACUCGUCUUGCGUCUGAUUCUUCUAACGCAGUGAUGGCCUCUGCCACAAGCAGCUGGUUGAUGCUACAGUGCUCCGUGUCUAUCGUUCCCUUGCUCCUGGCGUCCAUGUGAACAGGAGCAGUUCCACUCUCAGGAGAGCCAUGACUGGAUCGCUCUUUGUUUCUUUACAACUCGGGGAGAAGAGGUGAAA
Messenger RNA from Heteronotia binoei (common prickly gecko), 1381 nucleotides. RefSeq names its product GDNF family receptor alpha 4 (gene GFRA4). Gene Ontology annotation, cellular component: signaling receptor complex; external side of plasma membrane. Gene Ontology annotation, molecular function: glial cell-derived neurotrophic factor receptor activity. NCBI's taxonomy places the organism in Eukaryota, Metazoa, Chordata, Lepidosauria, Squamata, Gekkonidae. The record is from RefSeq and is a predicted model, not a curated record. Bases 1 to 1302 code for a protein of 433 amino acids. The transcript is spliced from 7 exons. Gene Ontology annotation, biological process: nervous system development.